AUGUCUUACAACACAGCAAAAGCAAUUUCGGAUUACUUGAAGGAAGAAUAUGCAGGAGAUGAGAGGAUUAGAAGCAUGCAAGUAUUGAAUUUAAUGAGAGAAUUUGAGCUGCAGCGAAUGAAAGAAUCAGACACCAUAAAAGAGUACUCAAAUACGUUGCUUGGCAUUGCCAACAAAGUACGAUUGCUGGGCACCGCUUUUUCUGAUUCAAGAAUUGUUGAAAAAAUUCUUGUAUCAGUACCAGAGAGAUAUGAAGCUUCUAUAGCUACCUUGGAGAACACAAAGGAUCUAUCUAAGAUCACUUUGGCAGAGGUGAUGCAUGCCUUACAGGCCCAAGAGCAAAGAAGACUUAUGAGGCAAGAAGGAUCUGUGGAGGGUGCUUUUCAAGUCCAAUUCCAGAGCAAUGGCAACAAACAAAAAAAGAAGCAGAACAAUGACUCCAAACCUGGAAGAUUAAACAAGAUCAACAAGAGUAAUGAUAAUCAGGUUUUUCCACCUUGUCCUCAUUGUAAAAAAACCAAUCAUCCACAAAAAAGGUGCUGA
This is a messenger RNA of Vigna angularis (adzuki bean), 543 nucleotides long. RefSeq lists its product as uncharacterized. Lineage: Eukaryota; Viridiplantae; Streptophyta; Magnoliopsida; Fabales; Fabaceae. The record is from RefSeq and is a predicted model, not a curated record. The transcript has a single exon. Bases 1 to 543 code for a protein of 180 amino acids.